Messenger RNA from Tarenaya hassleriana, 2480 nucleotides. Its product is annotated as pentatricopeptide repeat-containing protein At2g32630. The transcript has 2 exons. The record is from RefSeq and is a predicted model, not a curated record. Lineage: Eukaryota; Viridiplantae; Streptophyta; Magnoliopsida; Brassicales; Cleomaceae. Gene Ontology annotation, molecular function: protein binding. Bases 91 to 1992 code for a protein of 633 amino acids.
AGCUGCUUCCAUUAGAAAAAAAAAACAGUUCUUCUACCAGAGAUUUUUUUCCCCCUUCUCGUAUGAGAUUAUUCGCAAAAGACAGGAAGAAUGUCUACUUCCAAACUCCCGCGAUUGUUCAUGAACCUGAGGCAGAAACAGCGAUCUCCUGGUCGGAUAUCCGACAUCGAAUCAGCAAAAAAUAUCAUAGCAUCGUUACAGAAAUCCGGCAUCGGAUCGCUUCAAUCGAAUCCGUCACUUCUUCUUAAUUUAAAUUCCGAUGUCUCCCGCCUCGUCCUCUCAAAUCCCAGUCUUCCUGCUUUAUCCUGCAUCGAUUUCUUCAAUUUUCUCCAGAGGUACGAAUUCUCCUAUAAACCAGACCUCACGGCGGUGGUGGCUUUAGCUUACAGGCUGUAUUCGGACCAGAGAUUCCGAGAGAUGAAAUCGCUAUUGAAUUUAAUUGCUACCGAUGCGUUUUAUUUGUGCCCGGUGGAGAAGUUGAGCUCGGCGAUGGCGGAUUGCGGCGUUUCUGAAGAAAAGCUUGGGUUUCUGGUGAAGUUCUUCGAUUUGAUGUUCAGGGUUUAUGUGGAUAAUGGGAUGUUCGACGAGAGUUUAGGGGUUUUCAGUUACAUGGUGGCGAAUGGAUUGAGCAUCGAUGAGAGGUCCUGCAUUGUGUUUCUCGUAGCAGCGAAGAAAGGCGGGAAAAUCGACCUUUGUUUGGACUUUUUCAGCCGAAUGGUGGAUUCUGGUGUGAAGAUUACUGUUUAUUCACUGACAAUUGUGGUUGAAGGCUUAUGCAGAAGGGGAGAAGUGGAAAAGAGCAGACAACUGAUAAGUGAUAUCACCAGCAAAGGAGUUAAACCGAAUGUGAUAACCUACAACACCAUUAUCAAUGCUUAUGCUAAAAGGGGAGAUUUCUCAGGUGUAGAAGAGAUUCUGAAGGUGAUGGAGAAGGAAGGAGUGUCCUAUAACGCGGCAACGUUUACACUGUUGAUGGGCUGCCGUGGUAAGAACGGAAAGAUGGCCGAUGCAGAGAAACUGUUUGAUGAAAUGCGUGAAAGAGGAAUAGAGCCUGAUGUUCAUGUGUACACCUUUCUAAUAAGCUGGAACUGCAGAAAGGGAAACAUCAAAAGGGCAUUUCUGUUUUUCGAUGAACUGAUAGAGAAGGGUCUUACCCCGAGUAGUCACACUUAUGGUGCACUGAUCGACGGAGUAUGCAAGGUCGGGGAAAUGGAUGCAGCGGAUAUACUGGUAAACGACAUGCAAAGCCGGGGGAUUAGCAUCAAUCAGGUGGUUUUCAAUACGUUAAUUGACGGGUACUGCAGGAAAGGGAGGAUCGAGGAUGCAUUGUGGAUGUAUGAUGUGAUGGAGAAGAAAGGGUUUCAAGCUGAUGUUUUUACACAUAAUAUGAUCGCUAGUUGUUUUAAUAGAUUGAAACAGCCCGAUGAGGCGAAGAAGUGGCUGUUUAGGGUGUCGGAGAAAGGUGUGAUGAAGCUUAACGUGGUUAAUUACACUACCUUGAUCGAUAUUUGUUGCAAAGAAGGGAACUUCGAAGAGGCGAACAGGCUUUUCGGGGAUAUGGACCGCCAAGGGGAACAACCUAAUGUUGUUACAUACAAUGUGAUGAUCGAUGGAUAUUGCAAGCAGGGGAAAGUAAAGGAAGCCCGAAAACUGAGAGCUGAGAUGGAAACGAAAGGGAUGUAUCCAGAUUUGUAUACAUACACGUCACUCAUACAUGGGGAAUGCAUUUCGGGAAAUGUGGAUGAGGCAAUGAGGCUUUUCGAUGAAAUGGAUUCGAAGGGUUUGGACUGCAGUGUCGUUACAUACACUGUGAUGAUCUCGGGUCUGUCAAAGGCUGGAAAAUCAGAUGAAGCCUUUGGAUUGUACGAUGAGAUGAAGAGGAAAGGUUACAUCAUAGACGAUAGGGUUUACACUUCACUCGUCGGAAGUUUGCAUACCCCUGGGACUGAAGAUCCUCCUGCGAGGGUAAACUGUAAAAAAUCAGAUUGUUGAUGAAAAUCUCGGUUUGAAGAUUCAAAAGCCAGAGAUUUGAAUCAGAAUGUUUACGCCGGUGAAGGGUUCGAGUCAGAAACAUUGCCUUUGGGAAACGAUUAAUUUGUUGUGAACGUCGGAAACUAAACAGUGUCUGCAAUAAAGAUGGGAGUUGCCGGAUCCAGAGAAUUUGGUUAAGGCGCCAACACGAAGUGAAAUGAGGAGACACAGAGAAUGGAUGUAACACCAUCAAGAAAUAUUCUCUGAAUAUCAUCAAGUAAAUCACGCAAAAGAGGCCUCUUCUCCACUUGCAUCCUUUGGAAUAUCAAUCUCUCUACAAUCACUAUGGCUGCCAUGAAAGGAGAAGAUGAGUGAAGGUAAUGUCAAAACAUCUGGGUUCCAUGAUCCGGAAAGAAUUGGUAAAAUCUCUGUUAUUCCUAGUUCCAGCAAAAAAGAAACAGUCAAAUAUAAAGUAUCCUCAGAUUUUAAUCUGAGCCCAUUGGGCCUUU